CUAGCUACCCAGUACUGCGAUGGCCUACGAGGGCCCUACAUUAUCUAUGAUCCUCACGCCAAUCUUUGCGAUGUCGAUGACGGUAGGGCUCUCCUUUUGUGUACUUCAAUAAUACUAAUCGUGUUUGAUAGAAGCAACACACUCCCGCCAAGCGCCGCGGCAUUAAUCAAUGGACUGGGAAGGUUAAUUCCAACCCUACAUCCGAUUUGUCCGUUAUAUCUGUCUUCUGUUUCUUAUGGUUGUAUCAGACAUCGCUUUUGCAUGGUAAGUAUGUCCUGCGAUGUCUCCUUCACCACAUCCAUACAGGCCCAUAACAUUUUCGUAUAUACUAUAUCAUUUCCAAGAAUGGACGGCGUGAACCAUAUGCCUUAUACCGUGGAUCGAAUUGAGAUCUUUGCAGGUAAAUCUUCAUCCCGAAAGUUCUAUUUGAAUGCGUCUAGCCCAAUCCUCCUCUCUAGGACAGCGCUAUUUCCUUCGUUGUAG
Molecule: messenger RNA, 483 nt
Organism: Guyanagaster necrorhizus
Lineage: Eukaryota; Fungi; Basidiomycota; Agaricomycetes; Agaricales; Physalacriaceae
Exons: 4
Source: RefSeq, a predicted model, not a curated record